AUGGAAUAUGCGAUAGAACUGGAUGAGACUUUACUGAAUAUUUCAAGGAAACUAUUGGACAAUGGGAUUUCUGAAGCUAAGAGGGCUCGCGGCUCCGACGGGGCGUUUGACGGAUUUUUUUCAAAGCACAUAAUUGAGACCUUUAAGCAAAUAUCUAGCAGGAACCUAAUACACGUGUACCCGAAAGUGGGUGGAACGCUCUGCAAAUUAGUUAAUCAGAUUGUUACACACCGCGAUUUCUUCGAACGCGCGAAUCGGUCGGACAUAGCGAGGCUAUGUUUUUUGGCCAAGGCAUUACUGGACACGGCGUUUAGCACGGACAAGGCAUUUAACACAGACACGGGCAACCAUAUUAAUGGGUUUAUCGAAAUAUGGAGCAAGACGAUGGUGACAGUGCUGAAUUGCAUAGGCAUAUUCAUAAAAGACGCAAAGGCGCUGUUUAUAAACGAUAUUUACAAAUGCCUCAGGGUGAUAAUGGGCGCUUCUGGAAAAACUUCUGGGCAAGGAGGCGCUACGACUCACCAAUCCUUCGGCGGACUUUUCAAUUCGAUAGAGGCCAGCACUGGGACACAUCUGAAAGACGUAAAGGUUUCCGCCUCUGAGUGUUCAGUAAGAAUGCUCACCGCGCUGCUAUUUCAUAGCCAGGAAGAUUUUGGCGGCCACGGCACAGAGCGCUCUGGGGAAUUACUCUCCAGAAUGUGCCUCGAAUCAUCUCCCGCAAUGACGGCGGCCCUUCUUCUCGGCCUACACAAAUUUACACUGUCGCAAGAUGCCGCGCACGGCCUGCUGCAACUGGCCAAUAGGCCGCUGUCCGCCAGGACGGCGGAAGCGCUCGUAGAGCUGGUCUAUAAAAACGUCGAUUCUAUAGCGAUCUGCCCCUUGUUGUCGUUUUUGAAACGAAUUCGCCCCGCACCUCCGAAUUUACUGCCGCUUCUACCGGCCCUCGGGUCAGCCGCCGCCACAGCCGCCCCCCACCCGGGCCCCAGCCGCCCCUUGCCCAUGCCCGUCUUCAGGCGCCUGCGGCACUCGCUGGACUGGCCUGCGCUGCUAGAGUCCCUCAUACGGGGCGGGGACUUCGCGCCCGACAUCUCCCUGGCCAUGUCCACCUAUGGCAUUGGGCGCCUGGAUGCGCAGCGGUUUUGCAGCUACCUGGAGCGCCACCUCGCGGCGAACCCCACGCUGGACGUCAUGUCGUCCGUUUUCCACGUAAUUCUUCGCCGCAAGGAGGAGGCGCUGCUCAGCCCCCUGGCCGCCUCGCUCGAGGCGGGGGCGCUGGACCCGCCGGCCCUGGCGGGCGCGUAUGUUGUGCUGGCGUCAGCCGGCGCCCCCGCCGGGGGCAGCCCGCCAGACCCUGAAUUCACGCGCCACAUCAACCAACAACUGCUCCUUCACUCUCCUCUAGACCCUGAAUUUACGCGCUACAUCGACCGGCGACUGCUCCUGCACUCCAACUGCAGGAGCGGGGGAAUUGAGCUUACGCCAGAGCCGCCGUCGCCCUACGCCGUCCCCAUGUACUCGGACAGGCCCUUCAUAGAAGAGCUGGCGCGGCUCCGCAGCAGGCGGGGGCUGCACGGCCACGCGCUAAAUCGCGGAGGCGCCGCCCCCGCGGCGUAUGCCCAGGCCGUGGAGCCGACCCAAACCACCCUGCGGGAAUUUCUGAAGCGUACUAUUUUUUUCUACGCCACCGAGGAAAGUUAUGACGCCUGCGCGUCCCUGGACGGCGCAUGCUGCGUCUUGGCGCCCCCCCUGCUGCCCCUGGUAGCGGUUAGGAUCGACUUUGGCGCCCCCCCCCUCCGGGCCGCACCCUUAGACGACGACCUGGCGAACAUGUAUGAGAAGUCCUGCGGCGGAGACGCAGAGGCGCUCGGACGCCUAUCCCAACUCUGCGCCCAGACCGGCGCCACCCUGUCGCACCUGCUCCUCAGGGCCUCCGGAUACCAGGUCUACAGGCGCUUGGCCCGCCAUACAAGCAGCCCACCCGCAAAACCUUCCAGUUGCAGGUUCCCCCCCAACCAGCUGCUGGUGGACGCCGUCAAGCCUUUCCCUCGGAUGAACCACAUCUGCAGGCUGAUAUCGGGCGAACAGGCGCUGGCGGAAGCGGCACGACAGCUCGUCGACGGGCACACAAUAACACACAGCCACGAUUCUCCACCAAAAUACGACUUGAGCGCCCUUUUUCACCGCCUGCUCACGCAUGCACCCACCGAUAUCGGAGACGUCGCCAAAAUGCUGGGAAAAUGCGGCUUGACGGUAAACAGAGACACGAUCAUGUUGUCGCUCUUCCCCGUCUUUUCAAAGCUCAUGUUCGACGAAAUCAAGGAUGGCGCCGCUGGAGAUUUGGCUCUGGGAGUCACCGGACUACGGCUCGCCAUGCAGGCCUGGGGCCUUGAUGCAGACCUCUGGGACGUGGUCUUCUACCCCGCGCUAGAUCUGAUCACCGGCCUGGCGACAAUGAACCCGCUGUGUUACCCGGCGUUCUCAACGCUGCUGCGCGAUAAAUUCCAGCUACCCGCGCCGGGGAAGCCCUGCCGCUACGCGCAGUGCGGCGCCUACACCGACGGAGGCAGCCGUACAAACGGUAGCCGGAUAAACUCACCCAUCUCAGACAAAUUUGCAAUGUGCCAAUGCCACGCGACGCACUACGUAAAAAUGGCCCUCAAGCUCCUGGGCCUGCUCGUCGGCGUGGCCAAGGACGCUGUACACAAAUUCACCUACUCUGUGGUUGGGGCCCUGGAGCAGAUUAUGACCUGCAGUCGCGGUGGUACGGAGCUGGAGCUCCUGGCGGCAGGCGUAUUUGCGGCCCUGGAGGGCCAGGCCCCGGCAGGUCGGGGCCAGGGGCUGGCGAUCGGCUACUGGAAGCAGAUGCUCGCGGGAGGGGCCGGAGAAAAAGCUACCUUUCCCCAGAUCGCGGAGUCGCUGCUAGCUAGCAGCGGAAACGAAUACGAGAUGAUCGCGCUUACUCAGCUCCUACUGCGAGCAAUUAGAAGCGACCCCUCGGUACUCCAGGAAGGCGACACCUGCUCCGCGAUACGCCGCCUGCUGCUGCGCCACCUGGCGGGGGGCGUGCGUCCGGGACGCCUAUCCAGAAAUACCCUGCUGCUGCUCGGGUUGCUGCCUGGGGAGGUCCCACCCCUGCCGCUGCGGACGGACGGCCCGGAAGGGAUCGACGGGGAGAAGGGCGGAGCGGCACUGCCGGAGGCCACCAGACUGGCGCACUAUCUGCUGACGGACGUCGUGGCCCCGCACGUCGCCUCUAAGGUGGGCGCCCUCACGGCGCAGAGGCUGCUCUCGCUGCUGGGGUACGCCGGCGGGGACGGCGUCAUGUACCCGGGCUGCAGCCUGGGGGCAGCCCGGCGCUUCGAACGCUACUUUGGGGCUCUGCCCCAGCUCAAGCCCUUCACUGCCAGCCAGUACCAGUGCACCCGGGGCAUGGACAUGAACGAGGACGGCCUGCGCGCCGCUGCAGAGAGCGAUAUCCAGUACUUCAUCUGGUGGUUGCUGCGCAUGUUACCCGGCGCGAAGGACGGGACAGAAGGGACGGACGGGGGCAAUUUGCUCGCAGUGUUCAGGUGCUGCGACCUGGGCAUGUGCGGGAUACCAAAGCUGGCCUCGCACCUGCUGCCGCGCAUGGUGCGACUCGCCGGAGAAUCGCUCCUCCCAGAGAUCGCGGCGGUGGCGACCGCCCUGCUGCGGCGUUUGGUCGCGGAAAGGAAAUCUGUGCUCCAUGUGCGGGCGCUGCUGGGCAUUGUCACCCCCUGUCCGGCUGUCGCCCCGGGUCCGGAUAGCGUGGAGUGCACACUGCUGCGGGCGAGCGCGUCCAUUUACUGCGGGGACUACGCCUGCGGGGUCUACCUACUGGAGCGCAUGCUCACCUACUCCCCCCGCUCGUUCAGUUUUACUGACCCUGGGGCGUCCCUCAGCGGGCCCACCGGCCGCAGGGCCGCGCUCCUGCUGGCCCGAGCCUUCCGGAGCCUCGGGGACACGCCCUCCACGUUAGCCCUCUUGGCCCUGGGCAGCGCUGUCAGUGCUGACAGCGCCGGUUUUCCUGACACUGUCAGGGCUCCUGACAGCACUGCCGAGCUGGUCAAGCUGGUGCUAAAGGACAGGCCUACGGAGGCGCUGGCCAGCUACCUGGCGGCCGGCGCCCCCGCACGGCCCUCUUUCCUGCUCUUCCGCAUUGGGCAGCGGCUCCCGCUAGAGCAGGCCGGGCUCUUCUUCAGCUCUAUGCCGACGCCUCCCGCGCUGACCGAUUACUCCAGGGGGGACGCGCUUGAGGCCUGCUGGAGGCUCCGCAACUGGGACCUGAUGGAGUCCAUGGCUGGGGUGGAUUCCACGGUUGGGGUGGAUUCCACGGUCGGGGGGCCCACGGCUGGCAUGCCUGGGGGAGGGGGGUGGCUGGACGUUUUGUGCGACGACGCGGUGGAGCGCAGCUUCAAGGCAAACUAUGCAGGCAUCCUUUUUCAGUUGCGCAGGGGGAACGAGGGCCAGUCGGUGUUUGCGGAGGCGCUGGACGACCUCUUCGAGCCGAUAAGUUCCUGCAUUUGGGGGUGCAUGGAUUCCUCCAGCGAGUCGGACGGGUUUGCCUUGGGAGUUCUGCUGGACAAGCUCAAGCGCCUGGCCUCUGCGUACGUCGUCGGGGGCGUGGCCAGGGACGUGGGGUUAGCGGAGCGCCUCUUUUCGCGGUCUCUUGGCGAGGUGGUCCCCUUUUUGCGCGCGGCGCUCGAGUGCACGGGGCGCGUGUCCGAGUCCGUUCAGCUCUCGCUGCAGCACGGGUGCCGGGAAGGCAUAGGGGACCUGUACAAUAUGGUGCUGCGGGUCGAGCACCAGCUGCCCCCGGGGCUUGUCUGCGCCGUGGCCUGCCAGUACGGCUGCCACCUCGUCGAUUCUGCGCCGCAGGGGGAGUCGGAGGGCGUGAGGCGGGGCCUUUCGCUCCUGGAGAAGCUCGCGGAAGCGGAGCGGGGCGGCCCGGCGUUCCGGGAGUACGUCUACCGCUGCGCCCGGCUCAAUGCCCUCCACCCGAGCGUGACUAUCCCCCUCUUUAGGGAGGCCAUCGAGGGCGCCUCGAGCAGGUCGACCCUCGAGUACGCGAGGUACCUAGACAGCCUGAUUGACGUGAAGCUGUCGAACGCAUAUGCCGUCAAGAUCGUGGACGCGGAGGGGGGGCAGAAGCUCGUUGGUCUAACGGGGGUGACUGCGGGCAUGUCAUUCCUUCAGCUUCUCGAGGAGACAUUUAAAAUGUACCUGCGGUCGAUUUCUAGUUGCUCUGCUGACCACUGCUCACUGGUGUUUAUUUUGAACAGGCUGAUUAGCCUGGCGUGCGUGUUUUGCACGCCCAGAAGUCGCGACCUUUACCAGAACAUUUGGUUCGACGACAAGUGCUGCGCGUUUUUUUACAGCACUAUCGUGGGGGUAUUUAGGGGCCUGGCGCCGGACGGGGGCGCCGGUUGCUGGUAUAACGUGUUGCCGCAGCUGAUUAGCCGCUCCAGGCACGCCCUGCUCGGCAAAUCCCUGUUCCAGCCCCUUAUUCGGGGGGUACAGGCAUUAUUUCCGAGACAUUCUUUGUGGCACAUUUUGCACCGCCAGGAGAUCGGGCACGCCCCGCCCGAGCAGUUUCAAGUCUACUCCGUUUACCGGGGCCUGUUUGACGAAUUGGCCGUGCUGGCCAUGGACGCAACUGUGUACAGGGACGGGCGGGGAGGCGACAUCAGGAGGAGGUACCCCGGCCUGUGGGACCUUUUCCAGAGCCCCAAGUUCACCCGCGCGGGCUUGGUUUCACCCACUUCGUCUCAGAUGACGUUUUCCGCGGUGAUGCGCGCGGUGGAAGCGGGCGAACAUGACUACAUUGCUUUGUUAUGUGGCGAGAUUCAUAUUUUACCUUCCAAGCAGCGGCCCAAAAAGAUCACUUGGGUGACUUUUAGGGGGUUUAGGCACUCCUGGCUCGUCAAGCACGAGAGCAAAGGUGACCUGAGGAAGGAUUCGCGAAUGAUGGAAAUAGUGGCGCGUACGAACGAGCUUUCUGGCGCGGGGACGGUGCCGACCUUUUCAGUGUACCUGCUGAGCGAAAAGUGUGGCGUUAUCGAAUGGAUUGAGAACAUGCAGACCUUUGGGUCGGCGGUUAGAGAGGACCUGAAGGCCCUUGCCCUUAACGAGCGCAAGAUAAGUGAAUUGCAGAGGAAGUUUGUCAAAUCCGUGGCUGCAGGCGAGUUUGCCCGCAGCCACAGCUUAUUUUGCGGGGAAAUACUCCCGCUCAUCCCCCCAGUGCUGCACAGGGUCUACAUGCAUUGGUUUGGCAGCGACCCCCUUAAAUGGUACAGGAACAGGAUGUCCUAUACGCAUUCUACCGCUAUGUGGUCCAUCCUGGGGUUUGUGGUCGGGUUGGGGGAUCGCCACGGCGAUAACCUGCUCCUCAGCAAGGCCACGGGCCAAGUCAUGCACGUUGACUUUGACUGCCUCUUUGGAAAGGGCCUGAAGCUAGCCAUCCCAGAACUCGUCCCGUUUAGGCUCACGCAAAACGUCAUCUCGGGAAUGGGCAUUUGCGGAGUAAUGGCGGAAUCCCCCUUUGCCCAACAUGCCCUGCACGUGCUCGGAAUGCUGCGGCGCGAACGGAAACACCUAAUGUCCCUCCUCCUCUGCUUCGUCUUCGAUCCGCUGAUCGAGUGGGAAAGAACUGGAAGGGAGGCGGGGGUAGAAACGGGCCAGUGCGUGACCAGACAAAUUGAGCACAAACUAAAGGGAGCGGUUAACUUCACGUGUCUAACGUCUACUUCUGCGCUAGAUUCCCAUCCCACCGUCGCGGAGCCCGCGGUACAGGGCCUUGAGCCCUCCAGGCAGUUAGAGCUGCUGGUAAACACCGCCACCUGCAGCCACAACCUGUCUAGAAUGUUCGUGGGCUGGGCGCCCUGGCUGUAG
This is a messenger RNA of Babesia microti strain RI, 6909 nucleotides long. Its product is annotated as Serine/threonine-protein kinase ATR. Gene Ontology annotation, biological process: DNA damage checkpoint signaling; protein phosphorylation; telomere maintenance. Gene Ontology annotation, cellular component: nucleus. The record is from RefSeq and is a predicted model, not a curated record. The coding region runs from base 1 to 6909 and encodes 2302 amino acids. NCBI's taxonomy places the organism in Eukaryota, Apicomplexa, Aconoidasida, Piroplasmida, Babesiidae. The transcript is spliced from 2 exons. Gene Ontology annotation, molecular function: protein binding; protein serine/threonine kinase activity.